Molecule: messenger RNA, 1643 nt
Organism: Leptopilina heterotoma
Lineage: Eukaryota; Metazoa; Arthropoda; Insecta; Hymenoptera; Figitidae
Exons: 8
Coding region: 694-1332 (212 amino acids)
Source: RefSeq, a predicted model, not a curated record
GUUGUCUUUUUGAUGACUCAGAGACAUUACCAUCAUUGUCCCCGAAUUGUCCGCGGACAAAAAGGGACGUCUUUUAGACGUCCCUGUGCCCUUUGGGUAGUUAUUACUUAUUAAUGACUAGUUAUAUUAAUUAAAAUAAAAAUUAUUUCAUUGGUUCAUAAAGGAAAAAAUCCUCAAAAAACUACGGAAAGGGAUUUUUUCAGUAAAUGUUUCCAACUGGAUUCACCUCAUUUUGGAAAAAUAUAAAAAUUUUUUCAAACAAAAUUUAAAAUAAUAUUAUGUUACUUAAUCGUCAAAUUGUAUAAAAAAGAUAAGUUCAUUCCAAGUUACAAUUCAAUAAUUUGUAAACUAAAAUUUAUUUCUAAUGUAUAUGCAUAAACAUAUUUUUAUAAACAUAAUACCUGCGUAGAAAAUGUAACUUUGCAGAUUGGCUGAGAGACAAUAAAAUAGUUCGAUUUCUCGACUUAGUGAGAAUCUAGUGGGAACCCUCCACUAAUACACUUUUGUACUUUUGAGAUUAUAUAUAUGGAUUCACAAGCCUGUAACCUAGACUUUUGUUUUGGAUCUCGAAAACGAAUCAUUCCUACUUAUGAAAAAAGUAUAAUUAUUUGAAUUCAAAAAUUAUUUAUACCUGACACUUUAAGUGUUCUUUAACAUUAUAUUAAAUUUCCGAAAAUUACUAACGAAGAGAAAAUGAUUUACGCCUGUAUUUUAUUUUGUGCACUCAUUGUCCCAAUAGAGUACACAGUUAAGGCCCAACAAUAUUUCACUGAUCAAGGAAACAAUGAAGAAUCUAAAGGGGAAGUUAUUUCUAUUAAACAUUCAAUUCAUAAAAGAGGUCUUCCUGAAUUAACACUCUAUUUGAAUAAAGGUGGCUAUAAUAAAAAAGUUAUUUUACAGUCAGCAGAAGGAUUUUUUGCUGGUAAAAAUACAAAAGUCUGGGUAGCUAAAAAAACUGGCAACAAUUUUACAUAUUUUCCACAAAAUAAUAUUAUGGACAAAGUAAACCUUACAUUUUAUCACGACCAAGAAACAAAAUCUGUAAUAGCUCAUACAGUAAAUGAAGAAGGUGUUUCGGAAUUCAACGAUUUUGGUGAAUGUAUGUUCCAGUGCACUAGAGAAGGUUUUUUCGGUAUUUUAAGGUUUUUAAAAAUUUGUCUAUUCGAACGAAACUUAACCGCAGAAGAUGGAUAUCCUUGCGGAAAUCAUAAACAUUGCUUCAAUGGGGAAUGUGUUGUUUUCAAACUUACUCCAAAUACUAAUAAGACAUCCAUCAAUUUGGGUACUGAUAUAUUUAGUUACAUGAAAGAGGAAAAAUUAAAGUUAACAUAAAAGGUUUCAACUCGAUAAGUGAAGAAUAAAAGGUACCUAAAGAUUUUUCCAAAGUCGAUGAAGAUGUAGAAGAAUUUGCGAGUGGCCUAGGUAUUUAUCUUUAGAAGACAUGUUAUCGUCCAGCGAUUUUUAUUCUAGGAGAUAAGAAAAUUAAUGUUUGAAAUAAAUUUUAAUUGAGAUUUAAUAUUUUUUUAUAAUAAUUGUAAUAAAAAGGUUGCAAUAAAUUUGAAAAUGUUAAAUAUUUAAAUAAUGAUACAUUUUUAAAGAAGAGAAAGGAUAGUUUGUGUUUUAAUAAAUGCAGUUUAACUACA